Daphnia pulex (common water flea) is the source of this 791-nucleotide messenger RNA. RefSeq names its product chromosome transmission fidelity protein 8 homolog. NCBI's taxonomy places the organism in Eukaryota, Metazoa, Arthropoda, Branchiopoda, Diplostraca, Daphniidae. The record is from RefSeq and is a predicted model, not a curated record. Bases 40 to 477 code for a protein of 145 amino acids. Gene Ontology annotation, cellular component: Ctf18 RFC-like complex. Gene Ontology annotation, biological process: mitotic sister chromatid cohesion. The transcript is spliced from 3 exons.
UAAAACUCGGAUGAGGGGCCGAAUGGCGGCAAAUUACUCAUGUUAUUGUUUGUCCUGAUUUGUAACCUGUCAUUCAAGAAUUAUAAUUCAAGAAUUAUUACUAUUACUUACAAUUAUUGGCUACAAUACUUUUACGAAGGAAAAUGCAAAUCAUCAUCCAAUCGAAACAUCAAUGAAUAUCUAAUGAUAGAGUUCCAAGGUGACCUUGAGACCAAAUCAGAAGAGGCCCUGGGAAGCAAAUUAAUCGGUGAUUUGCAUUUUAAUCAUGAGGGACAUCCCAUCAUGAUUAUUGGGCACCACAUUCUCCAUGGAAAAGUUCAAGAUCUUGAUAAACCCUUAGUAGUCAUUACGAAAGAAAACGACAAUGUUCCAGAUGAGAAUAACGUCACAUAUGGUGUCACAGCCGUUAUCAAGAAAAAGAUGAUAUUUAAAACUCGGCCCAAACCGAUAGUUGGCGAAAUGAUAAAGAAAUUGUGAUAAUUUUGUAUGUAUUUACUACCUCCAUAUGUCAUACACCAAUCCUAUAUGGGUAAUCUUUACAGUUUUGUUUAUUGUUUACAAGCCGGGUUGAAUUUUAAAUCCUGGGCCUGGAGGAGGUUCCGUAAGAGAUGUAAGUCCAUCACGAGGCUCAGCGGCGAAACGUCCAUUCCUGGAAAAAACCAAGCUCAUUUUAUUUUCAAAAUUCAAAACUUAAAUGAAGGCAGAGAAAUAUACCUAGGACCAGCUUUUGGUUCGCGUCCAGCUUUCAAGUCAUCAAUGAUUUCUUCUGUAUCCUUCUCAGUCAGAUCCUC